Messenger RNA from Quercus lobata, 2559 nucleotides. Its product is annotated as protein FAR1-RELATED SEQUENCE 5-like. The transcript has 7 exons. Gene Ontology annotation, molecular function: zinc ion binding. The record is from RefSeq and is a predicted model, not a curated record. The coding region runs from base 1 to 2559 and encodes 852 amino acids. Lineage: Eukaryota; Viridiplantae; Streptophyta; Magnoliopsida; Fagales; Fagaceae.
AUGACUGCGAGGCUUUCACCGCUUGGUAGAUCGGUUCAAGACGAACACAGUGAUAUCUCCAGAAAUUUGAUCGGAGCAAUAUUCGUGGCGGCGAUGACACGUGCAGUGUUCUGUGCAGUGUUGGACUACUCAACGACAGCGGCUGCAGUUAUUUGCAAUUCAAGUGAUAUUGAAGGAAUUGAAGAUUGUUUGUUUGUUGAACGACUAGAAAAUAGUGAUGAAAAUUUGUUGUAUAAGGUGACAUAUAUUGAAAAUGAAGCAUACAAUUUAUACAACAAUUAUGCAUUACAAACAGGUUUUAGUAUACGGAAAGGAAAACCUAGAUAUUUUAAUGGGAUAAAGAACAUAAGGCAGCAUGAAUUUCUAUGUUCUAAGGAGGGGUUUAAAGUAGAUGAAGAUCCUUGUGAAGAGAAAAAUUGGAAGAAACUAGAGACUAGAACUGGCUGUAAAGCAUUUAUUCAUUUCACAGUUGAAAAUGAAGCAUGGAGGGUUACUGCAUUUAAUCCAGAUCAUAAUCAUGAACUUGCACUACCAUCAGAGAGACAUUUGUUAAGAUCGAGUUGUCAUAUUUCAAAACCUAAGGCAGGUUUAAUUGAUUCCAUGGUGAAUGCUGGUAUAAGUACAAAGAAUACUUAUUUGUAUUUAACAGAAAAAGUUGGAGGGAGUGAGAAUGUGGGCUUCACUGAAAAAGAUUGUUAUAAUCAUGUGAACACAAAAAAGAUGUCAACGAUUAGUGUUGGAGCUGCUCAAAGCCUAUUGAAUCAUUUUAAGAAAAGGCAGAUAGAAGAUCCCAUGUUUUUUUACACGGUUCAAGUGUUAAUCACCAUUGGUAGAAUGUAUUAUUUGGGUGUGCAUUUCUUUUGGAUGAAAUUAACUACUGCUUCUUUCAAAUGGUUAUUCAAGUCAUUCUUAGACUCAAUGGGGAAUCGAUCUCCAAUAACAAUUUUUGCUGAUCAAGAUCAAGCCAUGUCAAAUGCUAUUGAGGAAGUGUUUUCGAACACACAUCAUCGACUAUGUUUGUGGCAUAUUUCAAAAAAUGCAACUUCCUACUUUGGAGAGUUAAAUUCUAAUUCGGAGUUUCAGUCCUUGUGGAACAAGUGUCAAAAAUAUUGUGAUUCAGAAUUGGAAUUUCAAAACAAAUGGGAUAAAAUGAUGCAUAAGUUUAAUCUUGAAGAUCAUCACUGGCUUAAUAUGAUGUACAAAAUUCGACAUAAAUGGAGCAUUGCAUUCACUAAGGAUAGCUUCACAGUUGAAUUUAAACCUUCCUCGAGGAGUGAAAGCACAAACCAUGUUUUGAAUAAUAUAGCAGAUACAACAAUAAGCCUCACUAACUUUGUAAUUAAAUAUGAAAGUGUGUUGGCAGAUAUGCGUUCUUCAGAGUUUAAUGAAGAUUUUCGAUGUAAGCAAGGCGCCCCACAAAGAGCAGUUAAGAAGAGUGGUAUUUUGGGUCAUGCAGCUCAAGUUUACACAUGUAAGAUAUUUAGAUUAUUUGAAUAUGAAUUCCUUAAUAGUCUUGUAAUAGAGUGGAAGCAAGUUGAUUGUCAAUAUACAAUUGAUGUCUUUGAGGUGAAAGAAGAAGAUAGUGAAAGAGUACGCAUUGUCCAUUUUGAUCAUUUCAAUAGCAACAUUUCUUGUUCUUGCAAGAAAUUUGAGUCAUUGGGAAUUCUUUGUUGUCAUGCAUUGCGGGUCUUCAAUUUAAAAAAUUUGACUAAAAUUCCAAGCCAAUACAUUUUGAAACGUUGGACAAAGGAGGCUAAGAAAGGGAUGAUGGCUUAUGAACAAGACAAUCAUUCAAGUGGCAAUGCUAAAGAGGCCGAGAUAGUGUGGCGUAAUAGCAUGUUACGUAUAGCUAAUACAAUUAUAUCCAAAAGCCAAGGGGAUGAUAGCCUUAAAAGCAUUUGUCAAAAGAUACUAUUGGGACUUGAUGAAAAAAUCGAAAGAGAGUCAUCAAAGUUGGGUUCAAAUGCAAACUUGGAAAAAAAUGAAGUUGUAGAGCAUAAUAUAGUCGAUGAAAUGCUUGGCUUAUCAAGUCAUGUGUCAGUUUUAAAUCCCCCAUGUGUGAGAUCCAAUUUGAAAAAGCCAUUUCUUCAAAAGGAAUGGAAAAAGAAAGAUGAAGAGGCACUUUAUAACUAUUUACGAAAAGAUAGACUUAAAGGCCACUUUGAGAAGCGCAAGGCAAAAUCGUCUAAGGAUGCAUCCUCUUCACGAAAAGCAAAAAAACAAGUUUCUAAAGAAAAUCCAAAUGUGUCAUUCGGUGGCUCAUACAAUCCAGCUAUAUACCAACCACCAAAUCCCUACUCUCAUUUAGGAUUUACAAGUGAUAAUGCACAUGGUCAAUCUUACAUGUCAUGGACAAAUCAUUCUCAAGAAAUGAGUUGUGUAAAUGUUCCAUUUACGACUGUGUUGCAAGGUACUAAUGUUAUAACGCAACUUAGUCAGAAUCCAAUGACUUAUAUUCCCUCACAAAUAAACUCGUUGAUGUAUGGCUCCAAGCAAUCAAAUUCCACACAUAUACAAGAGGUGGGAAGACCGAAGAUGUCAUGCAGCCAAGAAUCCUAG